This is a messenger RNA of Eimeria tenella, 519 nucleotides long. RefSeq lists its product as uncharacterized. The transcript has a single exon. The record is from RefSeq and is a predicted model, not a curated record. The coding region runs from base 1 to 519 and encodes 172 amino acids. NCBI's taxonomy places the organism in Eukaryota, Apicomplexa, Conoidasida, Eucoccidiorida, Eimeriidae.
AUGGCGAUCACGCACGAGGCGUCCCGGGGCACGAGAGUGCCUGUGCUGCUGCUGCCUCGGCAGCAGCAGCAGCAGCCUGCGAGCUGCAGCAGCAGCCCGGGCGGAAGCUGCAACUGCAGCUGCAGCAGCUGCUGCCGGCGCAGCAGCAGCAGCAGCAGCAACAUAAGCAACUUGACGCUGCGGGAGGUCUACAGCCGCUUUGCUGCUGCAGCGCUGGUCAACACGACCCUAAACGGCGCUGCUGCUGCUGUGUCUGCGCUGCUGCUGCUGCGGCGCAGGGGCCCCCGGCUGCUGUCCAUAGGGCUGGGUGUGGGGGCCCCCCUGGGCUGGUCUUUAAGAGAAGCAGAUUUGUACCUGAGGGACCCCAGCAGCAGCAGCAGCAGCAACUUGCUGCCGCCCACUGCUGACCCCCUGCUGCUGCUGCAGCAGAAGCAGCAGCGCCUGCAGCACCUCAUUCGCUACACCACCGACUCCCCCUACCUCAAGCAGCUAAGGAAAAGAAUAUUUCCUUCAGAAUAA